AUGGAGGCUGUAGCUGUGGACACCAUAGCCGAGCAGCUGGACUGCCUUGUCUUAGCCGAUGUCUUUAGUGGUAGUUGUCGUAGAGAGUGCUUGCCAAGUCUGUGUCUGUCCUCACAAGCAGUGGUGGAUAUGCUGGAGCUCAGUCGUCCAACGAUCAUCCGUAUGGGAGGAGCAUUGAUUUCGAAACAAGUUCAGGGUUGGAUGUCAUCUAAGAUGGGACCAGUUAAAGAGCAUAUUAGAGUAAUGGAUGUACCCACGAGAAGACAUGAUGUUGACUGGAACAGUACCAUUGUAGUAGAUGCUACCUGCGCAGAGUUUGCUAGGAUGGUCGAUGCCCUGAACGUCACUACAGAAGCUCUCACGUCCAAUCGUCUCCUGAGAGAUCGUGUACAUGCUAUCAGCGGCCGAAUUGAGGAGAGGGUACACGCUGAGCUUGGGGAUGAGUGUACGGAACCAAAUAUCAGUCGAGCAUUGGCUACCUUCGCAUCGAGCCAAAAGGAAUGUGUAGUCAUAAGUAGCAGUAUGAGCUGCCGUAACUUUGAUACCUUCGUAAGUACCAGCGUGGUAUCGAGCGGUGAUCUAGACGUUGCUAUUGGUCAGUGCCCUCUAAGGACCAAUAUACCCCGAUCUUCCUGCAGUAGGGGAGUGAGUGGUAUUGACGGAACUAUCAGCACGACCAUAGGAUACGCUGUAGGGUGUGGGCUCUCGACAAAUCUCCUUAUUGGAGAUGUUGCGGCCAUUCACGACCUCAAUUCGGUUGUCCAAUUGGCCAACUACUUGAAUGGUGGGGGUAUGGUCGGGGAGGUCAGAAUACCCCCGGUGAAGAUCGUGGUGUGCAAUAACAAUGGUGGUAGCAUGUUCAAGUUCGUGCCUAUCGGGAAGUACUCUGAGGAGGUGGCCUAUGACAAGAAUUUCCGCACCCCCAUCGAAGUGGCUUUCGCUGGUGCGGCUGAGAUGAUGGGCCUGAAGGGAAGCACCAAGGUGGAGGGCCUGUCUGAGAUGGUUGAAUGUCUUGGCCAUAAUCCUUUCCUCAGUGUGAGUGUCGAGUUGGCCUAUUGUCAGUGA
Perkinsus marinus ATCC 50983 is the source of this 1065-nucleotide messenger RNA. RefSeq names its product menaquinone biosynthesis protein, putative. The transcript is spliced from 9 exons. The record is from RefSeq and is a predicted model, not a curated record. Lineage: Eukaryota; Perkinsozoa; Perkinsida; Perkinsidae. Bases 1 to 1065 code for a protein of 354 amino acids.